CUUUACGAAUCCGUUGUUUCGGCUAUCAGUUUUGUAUAGCUGUUUCGGCUGCUUCUGAAAAAAAAGGCUACACAACUGUAGAGACUGAACAUUAACAGUUUUUAAAAACUGAGCUCGGUACAAACAAUUCCAUCCGCACUUUGCUUCUCCUCCCGCCGCAGCAAAGAUCAUAGUCAGAAGUCAGAAACAGUGUGUCACGUCGCUUUCUCUCGUUCAUGAUCAGUGGUAGCACUGGCGAACUUGGCUUACCUCGCCGGCGGCCGGGGCAACAAAAGAUCGUCUGGGGCAAGAAAUGUUUUCUAUGACACUAACCGGCAAGUGGCAUGAAAAAAAAAACAGUAACACGAGCAGAGAAAGGCUGCAGGGAAAAGGUUUGAUUGGACAUGCUUGGCGGCACGUCCUGAACCCGAUUACCUUUGGGAGAUGCUUACGGGUUUCUGACGAACUAAAGCAAACCAUUUUCGUGCCGCACAAUGAACCGUGUGUGUUUUGGUUUCAGUAUAUUAUUAUUAUUGUUUAUUAAUUUAGGCUGCUGUUGACAGGCAGGCCGCAGUAGGGCAGAUGGAGACGUGCGUGUUGCUUUUGCGUAGGUAGGCUACUCAUGCAGAUGUUUGGGAGCGGGCUUGCCGAUGCUUGACGGACGGGAACUAGCCUGCACGCUUCGCUUCCGGUGAUGGUACCAGCAGCCUAGGGUCAAGGGCUCAAACAAAAAAACAUCAAAACUCAAAACCAUGACACUUCCUUCCAUAACAAUUCAAAAACCAUCAAAAUCAUAUAAUAAUCGCUUGUAUACUCUUUCUAAAAACCAAUAAAUUACUCCAAGAAAAGCCGUACCCUCCCUCUCUCAGCCGCUGAUAAAACCACCGGCCCUGCUCCUACGGCCGACCAGACCGAACGAAUCCUCGAGUCCCGCCCGACGCACCGGAAAGCGACGCGCCUCCACCGCCCCUUCCGUACCUCCUCCUCCUCCUCCUCGGGACACACGGCCAAGCACCAAGCGACCAAACGCGCGCCACCUUGAUUGAACUCGAAGCAAGCAAGGAAAGGCCCUAAUGGCGGGGACGCGCUGGGGGCGGUGGCUGGGGCUGGUGACGGCGGUGUGGGUGCAGUGCAUCUCCGGCAACAACUACACCUUCUCCAACUACUCGCACGCGCUCAAGACGCUCAUGGGCCUCACGCAGCUGCAGCUCAACGGCCUCUCCGUCGCCAAGGACGUCGGCAAGGCGUUCGGCCUCCUCGCGGGGCUGGCGUCCGACCGCGUCCCCACCUGGCUCCUCCUCGCCGUCGGCUCCCUCGAGGGCCUCCUCGGCUACGGCGCGCAGUGGAUGGUCGUGUCCGGGGCCGUCGCGCCGCUCCCGUACUGGCAGAUGUGCGUCUUCCUCUGUCUCGGCGGGAACAGCACCACAUGGAUGAACACCGCCGUGCUCGUCACCUGCAUCCGCAACUUCCGCCGGAGUAGGGGCCCCGUCUCCGGCCUGCUCAAGGGCUACGUCGGCCUCAGCACCGCCAUCUUCACCGACACCUGCUCCGCGCUCUUCGCCGACGACCCGGCCUCGUUCCUCGUCAUGCUCGCCGUCGUGCCGGCCGCCGUCUGCGCGCUCGCCAUGGUGUUCCUCCGCGAGGGCGCCGCCGCUGCGGACGAGGACGACGACGGGCGCUGCUUCGCCGCGAUCAACUCGCUCGCCGUGGCAAUCGCGCUGUACCUCCUCGCCGCGGACCUCACGGGGCUCGGCGGCGGGGGCGGGGUCGUCUUCGUCGCCGUGCUCCUGGUGCUCCUCGCGUCCCCCGCUGCCGUGCCGGCGAUCCUGGCGUGGAAAUCGUGGGCGGAGACCCGCAAGGCCGCGAACGCCGACCUCGAGGAGGCGGACUCCUUGGCCGCGGCCGCGCCGCUGCUUCUCGUCGCGAAGGAGGCGCGUGCUCCCGGAGAGCGGCCGCGCCUCGGGGAGGAGCACACGAUCGCGCAGACGCUCACGUCGCUGGACUUCUGGCUGAUGUUCGCGUCGUUCCUGAUGGGCGUGGGCACGGGGCUGGCCGUGAUGAACAACCUGGGGCAGAUGGGCGUGGCCAUGGGCUACGUCGACGUCUCCCUCUUCGUCUCCAUGACCAGCAUCUGGGGAUUCUUCGGUCGCAUCGCCUCCGGCACCAUCUCCGAGCACUUCAUCAAUGCCCAGGACACGAGGUAUUCCCCGCCCGCUGUGGAACGCAGCCUCGCAGGUCCUGAUGGCCGUCGGAUACAUCGUGAUGGCGCUGGCGAUGCCAGGCUCCCUCUUCAUCGGCUCGGUGGUCGUCGGCAUCUGCUACGGCGUGCGGCUGGCGGUCACCGUGCCCACGGCGUCGGAGCUGUUCGGCCUCAAGUACUACGGUCUCGUCUACAACGUCCUCAUCCUCAACCUGCCGCUCGGCUCCUUCCUCUUCUCGGGCCUGCUGGCGGGCCUCCUCUACGACGCGGAAGCCACCGCGGUGCCCGGCGGCGGCAACACCUGCGUCGGCGCACACUGCUACCGCCUCGUCUUCCUGAUCAUGGCGCUCGCCUGCGUCGUCGGGUUCGGCCUCGACGUCCUGCUCUGCGUCCGGACGAAGAGGGUGUACGCCAAGAUCCACGAGAGCAAGCGGUUGAGCAGGUCAGCCGUGGCGGAGAGGGUGGGUUAGCUUAGCAACGCACGCGGCGCCGGCGGCUCUGUGGAAGCGUUGGAAUUCAGAAGCACCUCCGCAAUUUUAAGGGCCAUUCUUGUCUUUAUUCUAUUUCUAGGGAAAAGAUGGGAUCAAUUUGAUUGAUACAGUUGAUUGCCACUAAGUACUAAUUGAGGGGGGGCUGCGGCCUGCAGAUUUUGCUGGUUCGCCAGCACGGUGUCUACUCUUGAAACGUAUAUAAAGCAUCUCGUCCCAAUACAGAUUUUAGGGCGAAAAAAAAACAAUCAUCCAACAGUACCGUAUCCAUCGUUUCUAUUCUAUCCCCACCAUUUUUUCUAGGGAAGGAGAUGG
Zea mays is the source of this 2982-nucleotide messenger RNA. Its product is annotated as Major facilitator superfamily protein. The record is from RefSeq and is a predicted model, not a curated record. The coding region runs from base 1053 to 2654 and encodes 533 amino acids. The transcript has 2 exons. Lineage: Eukaryota; Viridiplantae; Streptophyta; Magnoliopsida; Poales; Poaceae. Gene Ontology annotation, cellular component: membrane.